UGGGUUCAAAAGUGGUUACUUAGCAACCUAUGAAACAAACACAUUACCAGACAGAGCUAAUUGUUUUACGCUCAGAGAUGUGUAUGGUUCUGGGAAUGGAUCGUUUACUUAGUGAGAAGGAAGAGCGGGAAACGCUUACCUGGAUAGAUAAAAUACCUUUCUCCAGGUCCAAAAAAAACGUCAGCAGGGACUUCAGUGAUGGAGUGAUGGUUGCGGAGAUUGUUAAGCAUUAUUUCCCAAAGAUUGUUGAGGUUCACAACUAUAUUGCUUCCUGCAAGACGCAGCAGAAACGCAACAACUGGAACCUUCUCAAAAAGAAGGUGUUUUCCAAGCUGGACUUUUAUGUCUCAGAGGACAUGGUGGAGAAGAUUGUUUCAAGCACUCCUGGUGUGAUACUGCCAGUGCUGUUGCUCCUCAAGGAGAAGAUAGAGAAGAAACUGACAUUUUCAGAUGUAGAAAUUCAAAAGGCCGAAGCAGAAAUUGUGGCUGAACUGGAAAAGAUGAAGAUUACAGAGCCAACAGUGAAACCGCAUCAAGUGAUAUAUUUCACAGAGAUGAGCCUUUCAGCAACCCGGCAAGUCAUACUGGAAAAAGAACUUCAGAUUGAGGAACUUCAGGAUAUUCUGAAGAACCUCUGGGUGAAAGUGAGCACGUUGGAGGAGCUCAUUCAAUUGAAGGACAAGCGCAUUGAACAUCUGACAAGUCUUUCAGAGAUGUAUUAAACUAAAAUAAUGCUUGCCAGUCCGUGAGUCACCUCCGGCUAUUUUUUUUUUUCUUUUGCCACAUCGGUAUUUGUUUUAAGAUGUAAUUAUUAAAGAACAACUACCGUACAUGUCCAUCCUUCCUUUUAUUCUAUAUUCUAAACAUAUUUGGAUAUAAAACAUUGUACACCAAGAUGCAAGUUUUUGAUAACAUUUCAUCUUUUAAGCUUUUAUGUGACUUCCAUACACGUGACCAUAUAUUUAUAUGUGGUCACGUGUGUAUGUUAGUCGUAUGUGACUAUUUCUGUCUACAAUGUGGGGUUGUGAGGACCACUGCUCCUUGUGGCGACAUUUUCUUGGUCCCCAUGAGGGGAAAUGGUUUGUGACUAGGGUUUAUGGGUCUGUGAUGGUUAGGUUGAGGGUUAAGGUAAGUGUUAGGCUGUAGAAAAUGAAUGGAAGUCAAUGUAUCGUCCCCACAAUGAAAACACAACUAUGUGUGUGUGUGAAGUUAAAUCAAAGGAUGAUUCAAUGCAGCAUUUAAGGAUGCAUAUGCAACCUGAUCAUUGCAGCCUUUUUACAUUUUUCUCUAAAUCAGUUUUCUAUAUCUGUUUUUCAGAUAAGUUGUGCAAAAGUAAGCAAAAGUCCUAAAAUAGUUAUUCUGGUGUCAUUUGUUACAUUACAUAAACAUCCCAUUUUAUACUUCGCAAUUGUCUGCAACCACGGUGAUGGAAAGAUUGUGCCUUCAUUUGUAUUCCAUUUAAAUAAAUCACUCAAACUAUU
This is a messenger RNA of Xiphophorus hellerii (green swordtail), 1481 nucleotides long. RefSeq names its product sperm flagellar protein 1-like. The transcript is spliced from 6 exons. NCBI's taxonomy places the organism in Eukaryota, Metazoa, Chordata, Actinopteri, Cyprinodontiformes, Poeciliidae. Gene Ontology annotation, cellular component: axoneme. Gene Ontology annotation, molecular function: microtubule binding. Gene Ontology annotation, biological process: regulation of cytoskeleton organization. The record is from RefSeq and is a predicted model, not a curated record. Bases 30 to 722 code for a protein of 230 amino acids.